GGCAGGGGGUCUCGGGGCAGCGCGGCUUUGGGGUGCCUGGGGGAGCGGGGGCGCACAGGGCGGUGAGGAUGGAGGGGGGGGGACGGGACACACACGCUCCUCCUGCGGCUUUCCGUGCUCACACGAAGGGCUCCGCUAAAGGAUGGGGAUGCCCUGCCCGCUGUGCCGCGGCUGGCUGCGGGAUUUGGGGCUGUUUGGCCCAAGAAGGAGAGCGAGCGCUCGCCGCGACCGCCCAUCCCGACGCAGGCCGGGUACCACCUCCCAGCCCGGGCAGCUGCGGGGGCAGGCACGGUCCAGUGCCACAUCCCCUCUCCCAUCUCCUCCGCAGGCCUCCUCUCCCCUCCCGGCCCCGUGGGGCUCCGUCCUGGGGGUGGCCAGGGACAUGGUGGUCCUGCGGGCUGGGCUCUGCCCUGGUCUCAGCGAAGAGAUGAUCCAGCUUCUCAGGGCGAACGGCAUCAGGACGGGUAACGGGGCAGCGGCGGGGUCCCGGCUUGGGGAACAUCAAUCCCCUGCACGUUUGGGGUGGCACCACGCUCUCCUCCCGUGCAGGGCCCGUCUGCCAGCCUGGGUGGUCUGGGCUGUGGGGCAGCCCCUGGAAAACAUCUGCUGCCUUUGUGGUUUUAUCCUUCUGGUAUCCCUCCCAUGUCCUCCUUGCUGGGUGUCUUCUGGGUCCCCCCGGGUGGAUAUGGUGACUCAGGACUCCCCCAUAGGAGCAGGACAUGUGGUGGACUUUGUGUCAUCAGACCUGGAGGACGUUGCCCAGAAGUGUUCCCUGUCUUACAAGGCGCUGGUUGCAGUGAGACGUGUGCUCCUGGCCCAGUUCUCUGCCUUCCCCACCAACGGAGCAGACCUCUAUGAGGAGCUCAAGAGCUCCACGGCCAUCCUGCCCACUGGGAGCCCGAGCCUGGACCAGCUGCUGGACUCUGGGCUGUACACGGGGGAGAUGACGGAGCUCAUGGGAGCGCCGGGCAGCGGGAAGACACAGGUGUGCAUGGGCAUUGCGGCCAGCGUGUCUCUCGGCCUCAAGCAGCACGUCCUGUUUCUCGACUCCACGGGGGGAUUUACUGCCUCUCGUCUCUACCAGAUGCUUCGAGCCCAGGCGCAGGCCGAGGAAGAGCAGCUGGAGGCUCUGCAGCGGAUCCAGGUGGUCCGUGUCUUCAACAUCUAUGAAAUGCUGAGCGCCUUGCAGGAGCUGCGGGAUCGCCUCUCCCAGCAGGUCGUGAGCUCCACGGGACCUCUCAAGAUGGUGGUGAUCGACUCUGUCUCGGCCGUGAUUUACCCGCUGCUGGGCGGCAAGCAGUCGGAGGGUUUGGCCGUCAUGAUGCAGCUGGCCAGGGAGCUGAAGACACUGGCCAGGGAGUUCAGCCUCGCUGUUGUGGUGACUAACCAGGUGACAAGGGACAGCAGCACGGGUGCACUGAAGCCAGCCCUCGGCCGCUCCUGGAGCUUCGUGCCCAGCACCCGGGUGCUGCUGGAGAUCAAAGAAGCCGCCUGGGAGAAAGCCACCAUGCAGCGCGUCGCUUCCUUAGCGAAGUCACCCCGGCAGCCGACGGGGAUACAGGUGGAGCUGGAUAUUGGAUACGGUGAUGUGCAGGAGCCAAACCCAGCGACACCCCCACAGGGGCUCUGAUGCGGGCGGAAAAGCAAAUGUCAAGGUCCAAGAGAGCUGCAAAAAAAAAAAAAAAGCAGGCAAGCACACUGAAGGUUUUACAGACCGCCUCCGAGUCCUGCAGCCCCAGGAAGCACCAACGUGAAGAAGCUCUUGCUCUUCUGCGCUGGGGAGAAAAUGAGCGUGGGGUUCCCUGGAGACACCCUCUGGAGUGGGCAGCACGACAGCCGCGUCCUCUCCUCUGCUGCAGGCUUGUCUUCAGCCAGCAGCGCCAGCCCUGUCCUAAGGUGUUGGCUUGGGACCAGGGGGCACAACCCUGCACGAACCCGUGACUCCUCGUGGUGGGAUUGUUCCCCGCCCCCGGAGCUCUGGUCCCGGAGCUCUGAUCGUCCUUGCGCAGCCCACAGUGGUCUGGGGUUAGAAAUAACAAAGAAGAUGUUGCACACUGCUGUGUUUCUUCAGAGCUGGAAUUCGAUAAUGGCGACUGCUGUUAACUUAAUUAAAAGUUUGAGGUUUAGUCCCUAGCAGGACUGGGGUGGGACAGGCUGUUGAUGAGAAGGGACAUAAUCGGAUGCUUGAUCUGACCUUAUCCCCAGAGUUACACCAGACCCUGUAGGGAACGGCUGGUAUUUUUGGGGCACUGCUGUGUCAAGAAUUGCUGUUAACUGAUGAAGGUUAUAAUCUGGCUCAGCUGGGGCGGAUGAGUCUGACUGACACCAGCUGGCCCUGCCUGAUGCUCAAGGACCUACUCAAUUGCAUGUGUUUAAAUAGUUUUAAAAUAAUCUCUCCUUGCUCUAGUGCUUUCCAGCUGCUCUCGCUUGCUCUGGGCAACCUCCUGGGGGCUUGUGCAGUGCCGGGGAGGAGGCGGGAGGCUGGGAUGGAGCAUGGCCUCUCCUCGUGAUCCCAGAUAUCUCAGACACCCUCAUCUUCUGCUUAAUAAGAAACCUCUUGGCAGGUGAGCUGAGUUAGAGGGUUGCACCUCCGAAGCUGCUGAUGUAGAUUGUGGGGGCUGGGACUCAUCAGGGCAUGCUCGUUAAAUUAAUAACACAGCAGUGCAGCUCUUGGAGCCUUCUAAGGCUGUUGCCGGGCAAAGAGGAGUCUGAUUUGGCAGAGAGGCCUCUGGUUUAGCCAGAACUUGGGAGCUAAUUUCUCCAGAGUAGACAUAAUACCGUACAGCCCUGUAAGCCUGAGCAAUAGCUGCUGGAGGGAAGGGGCAGCUAAAAAGGGGUAUGUGAGCACAUAUUUUGGUUUCUUAAGGGAUGGUGCCAGGUCUCGGUACAGACUUUUGGUUUGCACAUCUGUCAGAGCCGUGCUUCCUGCGAAACUGAGCUCUGGGUGCUGCCGGGGCUGUGAUUUACCUCCUCCAUCGCGGCCCCCCAGCCCCUGCGGCCCCGGGGCUGUGGAAGGGCUGAGCUCCCAGCGGCUCCUGCCCGAGGAGGGGAACGUGCCAAAGCAACGCGAGCUGUACCAUUGAACAGUUUUCAGUGGAAAUAAAUGUCUUUUAAAGUUGUUGUAUUUCCUUGCGUUUCUGGGCUUUCCAAGCUUGGGAAGGGGAGUUUGGCCCCAGGGAUUGCAGCCCGGCUGGCUGGAGCAAGGAGGAGGAUGGGUUUUGCUGUCUC
Chroicocephalus ridibundus (black-headed gull) is the source of this 3228-nucleotide messenger RNA. RefSeq names its product RAD51 paralog D (gene RAD51D). NCBI's taxonomy places the organism in Eukaryota, Metazoa, Chordata, Aves, Charadriiformes, Laridae. Gene Ontology annotation, molecular function: ATP hydrolysis activity; ATP-dependent DNA damage sensor activity; single-stranded DNA binding. The record is from RefSeq and is a predicted model, not a curated record. Gene Ontology annotation, cellular component: centrosome; replication fork; Rad51B-Rad51C-Rad51D-XRCC2 complex. Gene Ontology annotation, biological process: telomere maintenance; double-strand break repair via homologous recombination; DNA strand invasion. Bases 143 to 1630 code for a protein of 495 amino acids. The transcript has 10 exons.